This is a messenger RNA of Nilaparvata lugens (brown planthopper), 2543 nucleotides long. It is a transcript of the gene DIP1, whose product is annotated as double-stranded RNA-specific editase 1. Gene Ontology annotation, cellular component: nucleolus; cytoplasm. Gene Ontology annotation, molecular function: double-stranded RNA adenosine deaminase activity; double-stranded RNA binding; tRNA-specific adenosine deaminase activity. Gene Ontology annotation, biological process: adenosine to inosine editing; RNA processing. Lineage: Eukaryota; Metazoa; Arthropoda; Insecta; Hemiptera; Delphacidae. The transcript is spliced from 9 exons. The coding region runs from base 295 to 1602 and encodes 435 amino acids. The record is from RefSeq and is a predicted model, not a curated record.
CGGCUUUGCUUUCUGCUUUGUGAAGGAGGAGCGAGUUUGUGUCGGGUUUGUCGGCGUCUCUAAUCCUUGUAAUAUUAGUUUCAAAUUUAAGGAUUAAACCCAGUCAUGUCGUACAACACUCGUAGGAAUGCUGGAAACAAGCAGUAGCCUACUGUAACUGGGGCUCGAUCAAAACACACCGCUUGCAUCAGCAAGCUCAUAACUCAAAACUCAUAAAUUGAGCUUUAUUAUAGUGCAAAAGCACUUUUGUCAAUUUUUGUUCAAUUCAUCACGGAUUAAUAUUAGAACUCAGACAUGAAUAACUCUCCGCAAGUAAGCUAUCAUCAGGGUCAGGGUCCCAACACCCCGCAGAGAGGAGCCCCUCAACGCCCUGGGGGGCCCAAUGCCGCUUACGCAUCCCAUUUUUCCAAUCCUGUCCCCUAUAGUGGCCAACCAGGCUACAACAGUGUUCAGAACAAGGUAAUUUGUGGUCAAGAAUUGAUCGCAAACAUAUUCAAUCGGCCUACGCCUACGGCGCCCGCCACCGCCUCCCAGCAGCAGGUGCAGCAGGUGCUGCAGCCGCCUCCGCAAGUUGCCGCCUCCGCCCCUCCGCAGCAGCAGCAGCCGCAGGUGGUUAGUGCGGCGCCGCCUCCCCCGCCGCCGCCGCAGAAACCGGCGGCCGAAUCUAAAAUGGAGUUAGACGUCGAGACGAACGGAGCACAGGCGACGCCGGCCGCCGGUCCUGUCACGAAACCCACCUGGAUGAAGAAAGGAGUGAAAGUGAACAAGGUAGUGAAGAGACGACGGCAGAAUGCCCGCCUGCGAAGGCUUCUGGUGCCGAAGAAUGCGUUGAUGGCCAUCAAUGAAAUCUGUCCCGGACCCAAGUUUACUGUGCAGGAGCACACCAACGCCGUCAAUCAAGUGAUCUACUCUGUCAGGCUUGAGAUUGAUGGCAAAGUGCAUUCGGGCCAAUCAAUCAACAAGACCCACGCCAAACAGAUGGCCUGCGAGAAUGCCUUGAAGGACAUCCUCGUCACAAGGAUGCAGGCUCAGACGCUAGCACCCGCCGGUGACCUUGUCAAAGAAGAAGAAAGCGCUUCUGUGGCGGGAGACAAGGACGAGACGAUGAGCACCGACGGCUCGACGCGGGGGGGUUCCGACCCCCGCCACCUGGAGGACGACAUGCCCUGGGGAUGCCUGGCGUCGUUUGCACUGCACAAGCUGUUCUCAGAGUGGCAGAACCAGGGCGUCGAGAUUCCGUUCAACAAGCCGAUGAUGAGCUUGCGCAUGAGGCGGCCGGGUCCUCCCCCCAUGGGUGGCCCCCCCGUACCUCCCGGCCCAUCUCCCAAUCAGAGUGGUGGCGCGUUGCAGGCGAACAUUCAUCCAAUGAAGAAGAUCCCCGAUGACGCACACAAGAAACACCCGGUGCUGAUGUUGAACCAACUGAUACCCGGCCUGCAGUAUCAGGAGCGCAUGGACGGCCAUCUGCCCAAUGCCACCUUUGUCUUCUCCCUCUCAAUCGAAGGCCAGCUCUUCACUGGAUCUGGCACCACCAAGAAAGAAGCCAAGAAGGAAUGUGCCAAGGCAGCGCUGGUGAAAUUUGGCAUUCAUUCAGAAUACUAGUUCCUCCUCACAGUUCAACCAAUAUUAUUAUUCAUAAUAUCAAUGUAUUAAAAAUUGUAUUGAUUGUGUAUUCAUUAUCUAAAGGAGAGGGAUUCCGGUAUGGAUUCUUUCUAUAAUAUUUCAUGGGGAAGGUUCCCUUUUUUCUAAAUCAGAUCACAUAUUAGAUCAGAAAUAAUAUGAAACUUUAUAUUUUAGCACUAGAAAUAUGACACUUUCUAACCAACUGAUAACAGUUGUUCAUUUUUAUUUAUGCUGAUCUAUUCAUAGCAGGAAUCUAUGUCUAGAACUACAUUUUUGAUGUAUUUAUAAAGUUUCAUAAAUAUACUGACUAGAAUAGACUAUUGUGUUAUAGCUAGACAAUUUGCUGUAAUUAUUUUUAGUAUUGUUUGAUUUAGUUUACCUAUAUUAUUUUAAGUUUUGUACGAUUAGUAAAAGAAAUAAAAGAUAGUGUCCUAUCAGUUAUAUAUUGUUAUAUCAGUUAUCAUAUAUAUUGUCCAGUAUCAUGAUUUAUCAUUUCAACUUUUUUAAAGAAAUCCUAUUGAUUUCAUGGAACUCUGAAAUUAGUUAAUGAUAAUCUUUCACUAAAACUAUUGCAUUCCUUUUCAUUUAAAAUAUGUGUUGUAAUGCUAAUUAUUUGACAGAUAUGGUGCACUCAUUGACUUCCAAUUUAAUUUAAACAAAAAUGCUUUGAACUGCUAAAACUUCCUUAUAUUGAAACUUAUUCACUAUUAAUCAUUAUAAAGAUUACUAAUGAUAAGACAUGAACAAUUACAUUUUAUCAAAUUUGGGUAGUAUCUACCCAAUUAUCCAUUAAUAUUACAGCUUUAUCAAGAAUAUAAAAUGUGAAAUUUGAUGAAUGGACUUAUAAGCAAUCUAUACUUAUCAACAAGUGUACCGUACGGUCAUUUUAUCUGAAUAUAACUGUAAUGACGUAUAGCCUA